AUGUUCAGCACAAUCAGGCGUCUAAGCCUAUACAACCAUUCCAAGUUCCUUGAGCGCGAGUUCAAGAGGUUGGAGGAAAUCAAACGUGGGAACUUCGCUUCGCCUGCAGACUCCAUCAUGGCCUACCAGAACCAUUCCGACCGCCUGAAGACAGAGAACCAGGCGCCCUCUUGUGAGUUUGCGCUUGGUCGACUCCUGAACAAGCUGCGCAGAGAAAUUUUGGAGGUCCCGUUUAUACAAGAGGAGGUCAAGUAUUUGGGACGGCCCGUGGACUAUCGGCUGUUCAUCUACUACUGCAGGGCCUUGGUCGACGAGUCCCGCAAGCCCAGCAUCUCGGCUGCUGAGGCUUCCAACAUGGGAGACCACGGAGAAGCGAGGGGCCGAAGCCAUAGCAGUGGACGCCACAUCUCCUACCGCAGCUGGAGACGAAGCACCAAAGGACGUAGCCCCGACACGGGAGUAGGUGCUGUGUUGUGUGCACUGCCGGUGGCCUUGCAACUAAUAAGGUCAUGA
Penicillium egyptiacum is the source of this 513-nucleotide messenger RNA. NCBI's taxonomy places the organism in Eukaryota, Fungi, Ascomycota, Eurotiomycetes, Eurotiales, Aspergillaceae. The record is from the annotation of a GenBank genome assembly.